AUGGGUCAUCGUCGCUUCCUGCAUUGCGAUCACAGGUAUAGACAGGACCUGAGUAGAUUUGAUGGCAAGGUAGAGGAUAGAUCCCCACCUACCAAAUUGACUGGCAGGGAUGUCCUGAGACAAUUGGAAGGUGUGCCCGUCUCACAGGGCAAGGUGCAAGCGGUGGGCGGCAAAAGAAGGCGCGGACAGCAAACCGUGAUGCAAGAUGAGUCUCCCUGGAAAAAGAGGAGUAUAUUCUUUGAUCUGCCCUACUGGGAGAACAACGAAUUACGUCACAACCUUGACGUGAUGCACAUAGAGAAGAAUGUAUGCGACAAUAUUGUUUACACCAUGUUGAACGAGAGCGGUAGAUCCAAAGACCACCUAAAAGCUCGAAAAGAUCUCCAAUUGAUGGGAAUCAGGCAAGAUAUGUGGCCACUUGAAGGUGGAAAGUAUCCCGCUGCAGUCUUUACCAUGUCCAAUCCACAGAAGGAUGUCUUUCUUAGGAUUAUCAAGAAUGUGGUCUUUCCUGACGGGUACUCUAGCAACAUCUCUCGCUGCAUUGAUUUAAAACAUCGCAAGUUACACGGGUUGAAGAGUCAUGACUGCCACAUUCUGAUGGAACAUCUAUUGCCAAUUGCGUCAAAACAUGUAUUGCCCACCACAGUGGCCGUCGUCCUGGCUGAGUUAUCAACCUUUUUCCAACUAAUAUGCAGUAAAUCCAUAGAUCCUCAACAACUUUCUCUCCUUCAGGAUCGUGUGGUCAAUACUCUAUGCCACAUGGAGAUGAUAUUUCCACCUUCCUUCUUCACUGUCAUGGUUCAUCUAACGGUUCAUUUAGUCGACGAGGUACGUAUUGGUGGCCCAGUGCAUUACCGGUGGAUGUACCCAAUCGAGAGGUACCUAUGUCGUCUCAAACAGUAUGUGCGUAAUAGGGCACAACCUGAAGGAUCGAUUGCAGAGGGUUACUUAUCCGAGGAGAUUCUCACAUUCUGUUCAAGAUACCUAGAUGAUGUCGAGACUAGGAUCAACCGACCAACGCGUGUUGACGAUCGGCCGAGUGAUGAUCUGCCGAGCGAGAUUGCCAGCAUGAUCCCAGAUGUCGGAAAGGCGGUUGGGGCAUCUUCAUUUUUUACUCUAACCGCAAUAGAAAAGUUUCAAGCACACCGUCAUGUACUUGUCAACUGCGGUGCUGUUGAGAAAUUCUUGGAUGAGUACAGAGCUAUCACAAAGAGAAAACUGCGAACUAGAACCAGGUCCCAGUCUCACAUAGAUAGUGUUGUGCACAGAGAAUUUCCGAACUGGUUCAGGCAUCAGGUCCCAUUUGGAAGCACCAGUCAUUCAAACGAGUUGCAGUGGCUUGCAUGCGGUCCCCUUGAUCAGGCCAGACGCUAUCAGGCCUACAACGUCAAUGGAUUUAAAUUCAGAACCAUGUCGAGGGAGGAAGGAAUGAAAACACAGAAUAGCGGUGUCUAUGUCACUUCAGACACUAGAAGUUAUGCAAGUAAACGGGAUGCCAAUGUUGCUGUUGGCGGUGUCUCGUACUACGGGAGAUUAUUGGACAUCAUCGAACUGAAUUACAGUGGUCAAUUCAUUGUUGUGUUGUUCAAGUGUCUUUGGGCAGACACCACGUCGGGCAGAGGCAUCCGACACGACGUGUUGGGCCACACCUGCGUCAAUUUUGCCACUUCGAUUCACACCGGUGAUCGAGAAGACGAUAAGCCGUACAUCCUGGCAUCUGAGGCGCGUCUUGUGUUCUACGUGGAGGAUGAGGUGGACAACGGAUGGAGUGUAGUAUUCCAUGUGAAGCCACGAGAUUUGUUUGACAUGGGCGAGGAUUUUGAAUCAUUGUGA
Arachis ipaensis is the source of this 1833-nucleotide messenger RNA. RefSeq lists its product as uncharacterized. NCBI's taxonomy places the organism in Eukaryota, Viridiplantae, Streptophyta, Magnoliopsida, Fabales, Fabaceae. The record is from RefSeq and is a predicted model, not a curated record.